Hylaeus volcanicus is the source of this 2240-nucleotide messenger RNA. Its product is annotated as sodium-coupled monocarboxylate transporter 1-like. The record is from RefSeq and is a predicted model, not a curated record. Lineage: Eukaryota; Metazoa; Arthropoda; Insecta; Hymenoptera; Colletidae. The transcript is spliced from 13 exons. The coding region runs from base 135 to 1904 and encodes 589 amino acids. Gene Ontology annotation, biological process: sodium ion transport; transmembrane transport. Gene Ontology annotation, molecular function: symporter activity. Gene Ontology annotation, cellular component: membrane.
UCGACCGAGACGGUUGUCCACGAAACGCGAGGACAGGCGACGCGACGCGGCAUUUUCGAGUAUCGUUCGCGGACGUUCGCAUCAACGAGGCGAGAGCAAACCAUCCAAACGGGAGACGAGGGUUGGAAGCAAUUAUGGAUCCAACCACCGACCGCGACGCCGAUGGUUCGGCGCAAAGAUCUUUCGAGCCGAUCGAUUGCGCGGUGUUUGCCGGAAUGCUGGGAAUUUCUGCCAUCGUCGGAGUCUAUCAAGCGUACAAAUCCAGGAAAACCACCGAUGCGGUUCGGGAGUAUUUAAUGGGCGGGCAAAAGAUGGACAUCUUUCCCAUAAGCAUGUCUCUGAUAGCCAGCUACAUAUCGGGAAUAGCGAUUCUCGGGCUACCAGCUGAGAUGUACGUCUACGGGACGCAAUUCUGGUGCGUCAUCAUUUCCGAUUCGUUCGUCUCUCUGACGAUGGCCGUCGUUUAUUUACCCGUCUUCUACGACCUCGGAAUAACUUCUUCUUACGAGUACUUGAAUCUGAGGUUCAACAACGUCGUUCGACUGACGGGCACGGUAAUAUUUCUGAUCAAAAUGCUACUCUACAUCCCGCUGGUGAUAUACGUGCCCGCGCUGGCGUUCAAUCAAGUGACGGGAAUGAACCUCCACGCAACCGCUCUGAUGGUGUGCGCCGUCUGCAUAUUCUACACUACUUUGGGCGGGCUGAAGGCGGUCGUGUGGACGGACGCUAUUCAAACGGUCGUCAUGUUCGGAGGAGUGGUGGUCGUCGCGGUUCUCGGUACCUUGCGAGUAGGCGGAAUCGAACGAGUUUGGGAAAGAAAUCGCGACACCGGCAGAAUCGAAUUCUUCGAGAUGAACCCGGACCCGACGGUGCGACACACCUUUUGGACCGUAGUCGUUGGCGGCUACUUGAAUUGGUUGGCGUCCUGCUCGGUGAAUCAGGCGAUGGUGCAGCGAUGUCUCUCGAUGCCCAACUUGAAGAAGGCCAACGCAACUAUCGCGAUAAUGGCGAUCGGAAUUAUAACUAUCGUUUCGUUGAGCUGUUAUACCGGUCUCGUCAUUUUUGCGGCGUUUCACGACUGCGAUCCCGUCACGACCAAGCAACUGAGGAAAGCGGACCAACUGCUACCGUAUUUCGUGAUGGAGAUGGCCGGUUCGAUCCCCGGAUUACCCGGACUCUUCGUCGCGGGCGUGUUCAGCGCCGCCCUCAGCACCAUGUCCACUGGAUUGAACUCUAUGUCUGGAGUGAUAUACGGGGACAUGAUAAAGCCAUGGCUGCGCGGUCCAGUCUCAGAAGCGACGGCCAGCCGAACGAUCAAGGCGAUCGUAGUCGCGAUUGGAGCGGUCUGCGUGGCUCUUGUUUUCCUCGUGGAGAAACUUACCGGACUGAUCCAGGCCGGUAAGAGUUUGUCGGGGAUAACAGCGGGACCCUUGCUCGGAAUGUUCACCCUCGGAAUGUUCUUUCCCUUUGCAAAUUCAACGGGAGCGCUGGUCGGCGGGCUGGUCAGUCUGAAUCUCGUCGCCUGGAUCUCGUUCGGUACUCAGGCAGCCAUCUCUACCGGAAAGAUCAAUUUCCCUGUGAAACCAGUGUCCGUCGACGGAUGCCCGGACGCGCUCAAGACGAGAAUCGGCAAUCUCACGCUCGUCAUCGAAACCGUAACAAGAGAGGAGCCCUUCUUUCUUUACAGAGUGUCCUACCUCUGGUACACGUGGAUUGGAUUUCUAACCGCGAUUCUGCUCGGUCUACUCGUCUCUUGGAUUACCGGUGCAAACGUGCGUAAACCAGGAGACGAGAAAUUGUACACGCCGCUGAUACGUGGCUUUCUAAGCUCGGAUCUAGUCGCCACGAGUCGGCAGGAGACCGUCGAGCUCGCCAAGAUCGGAACGGUUCUCUCGAGCCCGUGACGAGCACGGACGCAACUCGUUCGAUCCGAAACGAACAGAUAUUUGCCCGAAACAGGUCUAGAUCUGCCUCGCGGCUCGUCCCGUUCCGUUCCGUUCCGUCGAGUAUCAAGAGGAUCGUUAUAGCCAAAGGAAAAGAGAGUCGCUACAACGCAUCCGAUAGAAAUAUCGAAACGAUAUAUGUACAUAUGUAUUUUUAAGUUGCAACCCUUACACGAACAACGAUCGCAAUCGUGUGUCGGUUCAAGUAACACGCGCGCGGGAUACCAACAAGAAGAAAAAAGAAAAGAAAAGAAAAGAAACGUAAUGUAAAGUGAAAGAAAAGAGAGCGUAAAGUUU